UGGAGAAAAGAGCGGCCUUUUUCAUUUUACCGAGUUCACAGUGAAAGAGCGCCAUCGUUUCCUCGAUUUGAGGCCUGACUCCAAUUCUGGUCCCUGGAUUCAUCUCGUUCUCCGUGCCAGCAGAGCUUGGUCACCCACCUUGGGUGAAUAAUCGGAAGUCGUAUUCUUUGAAAUUGAUGAUUGUUACUUUGUAGGCUGCGCUAAGUUGCUAGCCGCGGUAGGGAGAGAGUGGUUGCAUCUCUGGCCCUCUCGGAAAGGAGAGAAUGGCGAAGGGGAGAGGGAGGGAGGUGGUGACGAUUUGGGCUCUUUUGGUCGGCAUUUUGGUAGGGAAUCAGGCAGGUGUGUGUGGCACCACGAACCAGAAUGACGUUUCAUCUCUCAAUGUAAUAUAUGUCAGCUUGAAUUCAUCAUCUGUGUUAACAAACUGGGUUGCCAGUGGAGGGGAUCCCUGUGGGCAAUCAUGGAGGGGUAUUGAAUGUACAGGAUCAGCUGUUACGGCGAUAAAAUUGUCAAAUUUGGGACUUUCUGGGACAAUAGGCUAUAAUUUACAAACCAUGACUUCACUAACAAUAUUUGAUGUUAGCGAUAAUAAUAUUGGAAGUGGUAACCAAAUACCUUAUAACCUUCCUCCAAACCUCCUGACUCUGAAUCUUGGCGGUAACCAAUUCUCAGGCAGUGUGCCUUAUUCAAUCUCCAAGAUGGUGGCACUUAAAAAUCUAAAUCUUGCACAUAACCAACUGCAGGGGAAUCUGACUGAUAUGUUUGGUGGCCUUGGUAAUCUCACAACAAUGGACUUGUCCGUCAAUCAACUUACAGGUGAUCUUCCAGAGAGCUUUAGCAAUCUAUCAAGUUUGGCAACACUGAAUUUGGAGAACAACCAAUUUACUGGCAGCAUAGAUGUUCUUGCUAAUCUUCCCCUUCAGAAUUUGAAUGUGGCAAAUAAUCGUUUCACUGGAUGGAUUCCUGAUCAGCUAAAGAGAAUAAAUAGUCUUCAAACUGAUGGCAAUUCAUGGAGUUCAACGCCAGCAUCUCCACCACCACCUUAUCACCCUCCUCCACCAAGCCGACAAAGCAACCCUGACCAACAUUCUGGUGGGAGUAUCAAUUCCUCAGGCAGUGGAGGUGGAAACAAAUCCAGCAUUAGUGCUGGAGCUAUAGUAGGAAUUGUUGCAUCUGUGUUGGUCAUAGCUGGAAUACUAGCAUUCUUCUUGGUUACGUGGAAGUCACACAAACCUUCAAGGGAACAAUUUCCUAAAAAUGAUCAGUCAUUUGCCACUCUUCUUUCUGAUGAUGCCAAAGAGGUGAAGAAAAUCCAGACAUCCUCUUCAUCUGAGGCAAGGACAUUGCCUCCAGCUCCAUUAAGCCUUAAGCCUCCUCCGAUUGAUAGGCAUAAAUCAUUUGACAAAGAUGACUUUUCAGACAAGCCCAAUGCGAAGAAGGUCACCAGUUUAGCAAUCAAGACAGCUAUUUAUUCAGUUGCAGAUUUGCAGAUUGCCACAGACAGCUUCAGUAUUUAUAACCUUGUAGGUGAAGGCUCUUUUGGUCGUGUCUACAAGGCACAAUUUGGUGAUGGAAAGGUUCUGGCAGUAAAGAAAAUAAAUUCUUCAGCUUUGCUUAAUCAGUCAUCGGAUGACUUCAUUGAAUUGGUUUCCAAUAUCUCACACCUGCAUCACCCAAAUUUGAGUGAACUUGUAGGCUAUUGCUCUGAGCAUGGACAACAUUUACUGGUAUAUGAGUUCUAUAAGAAUGGCUCUCUUCAUGAUCUGCUUCACCUCUCAGAUGAGAACAGCAAGUCACUGAGCUGGAAUACUCGUGUCAAAGUAGCCCUUGGCACCGCACGAGGAUUAGAAUAUCUACACGAGGUCUGCUCACCAUCUCUAGUCCAUAAAAAUUUCAAGUCAUCCAAUAUCUUGUUAGAUAUGGAACUCAACCCACACCUUUCAGAUUGUGGAUUUGAAAGCCUUAUUCCUGAUGCCGAAUUUCAGGCAUCAGAAGAGAAUAUGGCAUCUGGCUAUAAUCCACCUGAAGUUGCCAUGUCAGGCCAGUACACUUUGAAGAGUGAUGUGUACAACUUUGGUGUUGUGAUGCUAGAGCUUUUAACGGGACGAAAACCUUUUGACAGCUCAAGAACACGAGCUGAUCAAUCACUAGUUCGAUGGGCUACUCCUCAGCUCCACGACAUCGAUGCACUGGAUAGUAUGGUUGAUCCUGGCCUCAAGGGGUUAUACCCUGCAAAAUCACUUUCUCGAUUUGCUGAUGUAAUUGCUGUGUGUGUUCAGCCUGAACCAGAAUUCAGACCACCCAUGUCCGAAGUGGUGCAAGCUUUAGUUCGCUUGGUUCAAAGGGCUAACUCAAGCAAGCGAAUGGACGAACAGGAAGAUUAUGUGUAAUUGCAUAGAUAAUUUAGCUGCAAUCCUGUUAAAUCUUCUUUGUGAUGUUUAUAAGUUCUUUCUGUGGCCUUAAUGUAUUUAUAUGUCUUAUUCUUAUCGACGCCUCAUUUUAAAGACACUUUGGAUGAAGAUUUUCCUGCUGUAAUGAAACACAAGUGUAAUUCUCAUUGUUCAAGGAAAACUCUUUGGUGAGGUAAA
Zingiber officinale is the source of this 2588-nucleotide messenger RNA. RefSeq names its product protein STRUBBELIG-RECEPTOR FAMILY 6-like. NCBI's taxonomy places the organism in Eukaryota, Viridiplantae, Streptophyta, Magnoliopsida, Zingiberales, Zingiberaceae. Gene Ontology annotation, molecular function: protein kinase activity; ATP binding; protein binding. The transcript has 16 exons. The coding region runs from base 264 to 2390 and encodes 708 amino acids. The record is from RefSeq and is a predicted model, not a curated record. Gene Ontology annotation, biological process: protein phosphorylation.